This is a messenger RNA of Didymodactylos carnosus, 2112 nucleotides long. The record is from the annotation of a GenBank genome assembly. NCBI's taxonomy places the organism in Eukaryota, Metazoa, Rotifera, Eurotatoria, Philodinida, Philodinidae.
AUGUUGCAACUGAGGGCGGCUCAAACGAGCCUUGCACGCCAGGAAUGGGUACAGGCUCGUAUGGCAAUCGGCUGUGCGCUUCAUUCUGUACAAGAUUUCUAUAGUCAUACGAAUUGGAUUGAAUUGAACAUGAAUGAACCCAAUCGAGAUUUGGCCACUGGCCGUGCUUUGGGCUCCGUAAUCGAUAAAAACGCGAGCGCCUGCAAAAGUUGUGACAGCACGAACCAGGAUUGUAUUCGAAACAAUUUGAUUACCGGGCGUCAGCUAACCAGUGGCUAUUUUUCUUUGGUAUAUCCAUCGCAUAAGCCCACUGGCAAGUGCAGUCAUGGUGGUCUGCUGGAUGCCUCGGUCGGAAAUGACGCAUAUGGUGGAGGGAUCAAUAAGGACAGUUCGACUGCCGCUCAUGGACAGUUGCAUGCUCAAGCAGCAUCUGUUGCCUACACUGCUAGUGUCAAAAUGCUCAACGAACUCUGGACAUCGACGAAUAACGAUGCGUUCGGCAAGUUGCUCGGCCUCUCGAACUCGUUCAGUCUGGUAUUUGUCGUCGAUAUCAGCAGUCGACUGGAGCCCUUGAUCAACAUGAUUCGAAUUCUAACUGAUCCACUCGCGGUCCGGAUACAACAAAUGUUUUUCAAACCAGUCAACUAUAUUCUUUCGCCAUUCAACGGCUCCCAUUGGGGACCUAUUCAUACCGUCACUACAUUUGAUGCCUUUUCCGGCUUGAUCCGAAAAUUGAACGAGACCGAUCUUCAAAAUCCAUCGCAGCACUACUAUCAUGCUUUGAACGAAGCACUUCAAUUGUGCGAAUCAUACUCGUUUGUAUUCAUGUUCACGGAUGCUCCCGGUCACGAUGCCUAUUCACAAGGACGUACUCAGGCAUUAGCCGAACUAAAGCAGGCUAAAAUUGACGUUCUAUUCGUCAAUAGUACGCAGUCGAGAUCCGAGAUAAUCGACGAACUUACCCAAUUUACCAGUAGGAAUGGUGGUCUCUUUAUGACUGUGAACACUACAAGACCGAACACGACCGGAGAAUUUCUCUUUCAUCGUCUUGACGAAGCAUUCGGCUAUGAGUGUGCUCUGUUCGAGCCGAUUUCGAAUGGUCGUCAUGGAACGUUCAUCCUUGAUCAAACAGCAACGUCUCUUCGAGUCAAAGCUGUCUCAUCUAGUUCAUCAUUCGUCUUUAGCUUGAUAAAUCCAGUCGGCUUGCAUUUUACGUCGACUUCUCCCGCCAAUCGUGACUACCUGCAAAUGUUCACGAUCGAUGUAGCUAAUAGAUCGAACGUCGGUGAAUGGACGUACAAUUGCAGUGAAAAUUGCGCUGUUGAGGUCAACGCGCAGAGUGAGUUUCGAUGUCGAACCCAAGUUUAUGCUCCACUAAUCGAUGGCCGAUUUGCUCUCGUCGUGACUCCACCACUGAUCAACCAAAAUGGAGUGUUUGCGAUCACCACUUGCGACGAUUCAAACGAAGUUCUCAACAGUUCAAUUCAAUUGAUCGGCACCAAUCGUGAAUUUUUGACGAAUUAUUCGACAGCAAGGCCGGAUCUGAUCACGCCGAUCACGAUUCCAUCGGAAAGAUUUCGCGUUCGCACUCGUGUUGAACAUCGCGAUGGGACUUUUGUCUAUCGAGACGAACGAGCAGUGAUCGAUACGAGUCAGAUUGUCAUGGUUGUUCAUCAUCAACCAUUGACCGUGAUCAAUAAUCAAAGUCUUAAUGUAUCUUUUACAAUUCGAAAUUAUGCUGCAAUACCGCUGCGGGUUGAAUUGCAUAUCGACGAUGCAUUGACAACUUCACAAGAGUACUCAGUCAAUCAAAGUUCGACGAAAGACGCUGUAAUUACUAUUGAUUCGAGUCGAUAUCGAUCGAUCAAUCAAACGACUCGACUCGCACUACUGGUAUUUGCUCUACAAGCAUUCCAAACCAGUAGGAGUAAUCAGGGUCCUAGUACCGCCGGAGCUCUGUUUCGACACGAACAAAUCGUUCCGUUAUACGUGCAAAGUGCAGCUAUUCAUCUUGAUCCUCCAACGCAUUUUGUUAAUCAGGGUUCGUUUCAGUCCAUUGACAUUUUCAUACCAACGAUGCUCGCCAUCAUUACUCUCGUUAUUCGACGUUGA